AUGCCUCCAAGAAUCCCUCUGCGCCAGCUAGGGCGGUCUAUUCCGCAGUCCGCCGUUCCAGUCCCCCGGCCUGCUGCCGGUCUUGUGCGAUCCUUCUCCAACCAAGGACCCUCACCCGCGCAGCGCCCGCGGAGCUGGACACCGACACCAUUCGUGACGGAGACAGUAGGAGGCGGCUGGCACACUUAUCUCUCUUCGCAGUCGCCGUGCUCACCCAGUCCGCAGGAACGCAUCAUCUGCUUGAACGGCGAAGUCGACGAUACCCUCUCCGCGUCGAUAGUCGCGCAACUCCUCUUUCUCGAAGCCGACAACCCUGCCAAACCCAUCCACCUUUACAUCAACUCCCCAGGCGGCUCAGUCACAGCCGGCCUCGCAAUAUACGACACAAUGAGCUAUAUCGCCUCACCCGUGAGCACAAUCUGUGUCGGCCAAGCUGCCUCAAUGGGUUCUCUCCUCCUUGCCGGUGGCGAGGCAGGCAAGCGCUACUGUCUCCCGCACUCCUCUAUCAUGAUACACCAGCCCUCGGGUGGCUACUUCGGACAGGCCUCCGACAUUGCAAUCCACGCGAAGGAGAUCCUGCGUGUGCGCGGCCAGCUCAAUGAAAUCUAUCAGCGUCAUCUUACCGGUAAGAAGCAGUUGUCCCUCGAUGAGAUCGAGAAGCUCAUGGAGCGGGAUUACUUCAUGGGUGCCAAGGAGGCGCUUGAGCUUGGUGUUGUCGAUGAGAUUUUGGACCGCAGGGUUCAAGGCAAGAAUGGCGCUGGGGAGGAGUCUAAGCCUCCUACUGCGUAG
Molecule: messenger RNA, 789 nt
Organism: Penicillium paradoxum
Lineage: Eukaryota; Fungi; Ascomycota; Eurotiomycetes; Eurotiales; Aspergillaceae
Product: ATP-dependent Clp protease proteolytic subunit
Exons: 4
Coding region: 1-789 (262 amino acids)
Biological process (GO): protein quality control for misfolded or incompletely synthesized proteins
Cellular component (GO): endopeptidase Clp complex
Molecular function (GO): ATPase binding; ATP-dependent peptidase activity; serine-type endopeptidase activity
Source: RefSeq, a predicted model, not a curated record